AUGAAUACAGCAGCGGACUCCCGGUCUAUGACUGGGUGUGGUACAUGCAAAACUAGGCGAAAGAAGUGUGACGAGGCUCACCCGAAGUGCCAAAGGUGUAUCAGCAUGGGUCUUGAGUGUAGCGGGUAUCAAUAUGUGGAGAGGAUGUCUGCGAUUGGCCGCAAAGCCAGAAAGCCAAGAACGAAAUCGGCACCUCUCCACGCGUUUGUUCAGCAAGAACCAACUGGCGAUGCGUCUGUACAAAGCUUCGGAGUCGUGAACCCCAACGAAAGCUUAGGCACAAUCACUGGAUCCCAGAUCCAUUUUGUACCGGAUAUAUCUCCCCAGAGCUCUACGGCAAGUACUCAAGCCCGCGACGACAGUCUGGUGAGGUCUUCUACAAGCCACGUUCCAUCAGUUUUGGGUCGCUACUCUGGACUGCCGCUGGACGUUGCUCAGAGCUUGGCGAGAAAAGAGCACAUAUAUCCGAACUCAUUAUCGACAAUAGUUGAAUCCGUCCCUAGCUCAAGCAUGACUCGGCUCUACGACCUUGGCCCGGAAAGAGCCUUGUUGGCUUAUAUGAACCAGUUCGCCGAAAGUUCGCAGACAACAACCUUCGGAACUCAUAACGAUGAACAUUUUGCUGACCAUACACAAAUGCCGCCUGGUCACUGGGAUACUCAAUUAAACAUUUCCGCAUCACAAUCCUACGAAUCUCUUACAAAAACGGAUCGGGAAGAAGAGGACGAUGAAAUCCUUGAAGAACCGAGGGAAACUUUGGGUAUAAACCUUGCGUUGGACCAAUCUGUCCCGGAUAAUCUCUUUGCUUUUGCAUUACAAAAGUCUGCUCAAUGGAGCAUGCUAGUUAUGUUUCAGCCCCUGAUGAUUCGCUCCAGCAUGAAGGAGCGAAUAGCGCAUCAGAUAAACAGCUCCGCUUCCACUCGUGGUCGAAUAACGCUCAUCAGUAGGGCGAUUGGCGCACUUCUAAAGAGCCCGGUUCCCGACCAGAGCUGCGAACUGACCAUUUCGAUACUGCAUACCGACAUGUAUCAGAAGGCCGCCCGUUAUGCCUUAGAAAGAGCCACCCUCGAGCCCAACCUGGUCAGGCAAAAAGCACUGGCUAUACUGACCGAUUAUCUUGAUAUAAUCGCUAUACAAGGAUCCAGCUAUCCAUUUUGCUCUUGGUACCAACUGUUGUGUGGCGCUGCAUUGCCAUUUCGUGACGCCUGUCCAGAGCCCUUGGGUCAGCCGGUCUAUUUACCUGGUAUCUUAAAUGAGCCACCGUUUUGUCUGUCAUUCUUUGUCGGGUGGGAUGUCUGCGUCAGUAUCACAUUUGGUCGACCUAUGCUAUGCCAGUAUGAUGCUGGGUUCUCAUUGGAGCUUUGCGACGAGAUUUACGAUCAACAGCGAAAUUAUGGAUUCCAAUGGAUACUAGGAGUUCCCGACCAGCUUGUACUACUAUUUGCAUGGAUCAAUACGCUCUACGAGUAUCAUGGGGCAAAUUUGGACCCCGGCUUACUUCGUAAAAUCGAGGAUGAUUUGUCCAAGAUCAAAAUGUCGCUUGUAGAGUCGAGUGACCCGGUACUACGGCUUGGGAGAACGGCAGUGCAGGAAGCCUGGCGCCAAGCUGCAUACAUCUACCUCUACAUGACGCUCUAUGGUGCAAGCGCUCAGGACUCGCGCGUCGUCCAGGCGAGGAGAACAUUUAUGCGGCUCGUAGACGGUACCAAGCAGGGACAUAGUCCUGAUGGAUUCAUGAUUGUUCCCAUGAUUAUAGCCGGAGUCGUGUGUAUCAAACGGCGGGACAGAGAUACGGUCCGUAAGUGUAUCGGGGGCCUUCGAAGCUCUCGCUAUCCUGUAUCGAUUUGGAACGACAUUCUUCGAAUGCUAGAAGACGUCUGGGUAGGACCACUGCAGAAAAUCGGGCUGCAAUAUGGUCAGACUUGA
Molecule: messenger RNA, 1926 nt
Organism: Rhizoctonia solani
Lineage: Eukaryota; Fungi; Basidiomycota; Agaricomycetes; Cantharellales; Ceratobasidiaceae
Product: Fungal specific transcription factor domain
Exons: 6
Coding region: 1-1926 (641 amino acids)
Biological process (GO): positive regulation of transcription by RNA polymerase II
Cellular component (GO): nucleus
Molecular function (GO): zinc ion binding; DNA-binding transcription factor activity, RNA polymerase II-specific; transcription cis-regulatory region binding
Source: RefSeq, a predicted model, not a curated record